CGCUCCUCUCCUCGUCGUUCAUAGCGUAGACGGAGCAGCCCUCCCGGCGCGCCAACCUUCAAGAUGCACUCUGUCUCCGAUCUCACCACAUUCUGUCGGAAGACAACCGGGGACGUGCCUCCAAAACUGGUGGGUGCGUCAACGACUGUCGUCGGCUCGAAGAUGUAUCUAUUUGGUGGUCGGCUGGUGACAGAGCGCAAAAUGGUUGCGGAUUUAUUCGUGUUUGACUUGGAGAUGUUGCAUUGGGAGAAAAUCACUUCUACCCAAGACGAAGAUACCCCGGGGCCACGGUAUUUUCACUCCGCAGAUACCUGGAACCAGUAUCUCAUCAUUUUCGGCGGCAUGGGCGUUAGACCGGACGCUGAAAGUCCCGAGGAUCUCUGCGUCCUUAAUGAUGUCCGCUUGUACGACCUUUCGACACGGAGAUGGAUGCCUUCCACAUGGUCACACAAGGCGCCCGAAGGAGCCAACACUCCGAUCCCAAAAGCGCGUUAUGCCCAUCUGUCCUCCGUGUCUGGUGAUCGUCUCUUCAUUAUCGGAGGUCAAGAUCUCACAAACGUUUGGUUGGACGAUGUCUACGUAUACGACCUCAAUUUGAGGGAAUGGGUGCAGAAACGUAGCUACCCUCGUCACUGUGGUACCUAUCGUAGCGUCGCCGUUUCUGCCACUCACCGGGUUCGACUUCCUCAAGAGGAGCUGAGAAACUCUUCGGGUGCGGGCCCAUCGAAGCUUACCUUUCGAACGGACACCACCAGGCCACCACCCUCUCCAACCGCUUACACUUCCUCAGAAUCGUUCACCCACCUUCCAUACUCGGCACAGGCUACCGACGAGUUCCCCAACGAUGUAUUUCUGUAUAGCAACUACAACUUUACAGACGUCAAACGCGAACUCGAAGUCUUCACUCCACUCCCGGAUAACGACUUCAGUAUCGCCGACAAGUCUUCUGCGAUGACCGGGUCUUCAUUUCCUCCCGGCCUUCGCUUCCCGACUGGGGCUAUCCUGGGAACGCAUUUGAUCAUAGCGGGCACCUACCUUGCGCACACCUACCAGUCCUUCUCUGUUUGGGCGUUGUGUCUAAUCACUAUGGUAUGGACACGCGUUGACCCGGGAAGCACGCUCGCUACUGGAUCCUGGUUCCGAAGCUGCUUGUGGGCGGAAGCUAACAAGUUUCUUAUCUUCGGUAAUCGACACGGCAAUCUCGUUGACGAUUACAACCGUCGACUGCUCAGUUGGGAUCACGUUGCGGUCAUUGAUUUGGAGGCAUUCGGUAUCUACCAACCCCCGCGCUUGGAGUUGGAUAUACGCAUGCAGGAGAUGGGGUUAGUAGCUCUCGAAGAGGGCGUCCUUGCUGACUUCGAGAUCGUAUGCGACGACGAUCGGAGGGUCAAGUGUUCCCGGAAAGUACUCGAAGACCGUUGGCCUUGGUUCAAGGAACAGCGUCAGAUCUUCCUUCAGGCUGCAACCAAGGCUCUUGACACUUUACCUAUGUCUUCCCAUAAUAUUCCUAAACCUGAAAUACCCCCCGCAGCAGACCAGGAACCUAGACCUGAUCCUCGUCUGUCGCCGCGCACGCUACUUCUCUCUGAACCAUACCCCAUCACCUUAGCUUUGGUGCAGUACUUUUAUUCCUUAUCCUUGCUCACGCCCUUGCAACAUGCACCCGCUGUGCUCAGCGCUCUGUUGGUGUUGGCGACCAAUUACAACAUUCCUCACCUGCAAACUCUUGUCAAGCAUGCCAUGCACCGAGCAUUGUCGAAUGCGACGUCAGUGGGUGUUUAUGAAGUAGCUACCCUCUGCAGUUGUCGAAGUUUACAAAUUCGGGCGCUCAAAACGGUCAUGGUCUAUAACCAACGGCGUCCGUCGGCACGAUCAAGGCAGGACAAUAACGGCGGUGGUUCUAGCAGACCAUCCGAAAGUACUGGUAGUAGUGGUGGCGGGGGAGGCCCCAGUGAUGUUCCUUCUACCGCGCGUCCGCGAGGCAUGUCGGACGCGUGGAUGCAGCAGCCGUCCGGUUCAAGGACUGUAGGUUUAGCACAGAAAGAUGAAAUGUCGCUCCCUCAAAGUUUGGCGCCGCCCGUUUCGGCCGUUCCGCUAUGGCUGAAGCGAGGCCAUCAAAAUCGAACGAUGAGCAUCGUGUCACUAGGAACCGAUUCCGAG
Molecule: messenger RNA, 2160 nt
Organism: Heterobasidion irregulare TC 32-1
Lineage: Eukaryota; Fungi; Basidiomycota; Agaricomycetes; Russulales; Bondarzewiaceae
Exons: 8
Biological process (GO): cell redox homeostasis
Cellular component (GO): mitochondrion; cytosol
Molecular function (GO): protein binding
Source: RefSeq, a predicted model, not a curated record